GGCGUGAACCUGCCCGGCCUCAUCGUGGAGCUGCCGGCGCUGUCGGAGAAGGACAAGCGCGACCUGGAAUGGGGCGUGGAGCUCGACAUCGACUUCAUCGCGGCGUCCUUCAUUUGCAAGACCAGCGACGUGCACGAGAUCCGCGCGUUCGUUAACGAGUGCAUUAAGAAGACUAAGUACAUCGCGCCCAAGAUCAUCUCUUAG
Molecule: messenger RNA, 204 nt
Organism: Phytophthora sojae
Lineage: Eukaryota; Oomycota; Peronosporomycetes; Peronosporales; Peronosporaceae
Exons: 1
Biological process (GO): glycolytic process
Cellular component (GO): cytoplasm
Molecular function (GO): potassium ion binding; magnesium ion binding; pyruvate kinase activity
Source: RefSeq, a predicted model, not a curated record